AAUUUUUAAAUUGGUCAUGAUUUCAUCACUACUCUUGCAUUUAUAAGUACUCCAACCCACAUGGUCAAAACUCGAAGAAAACCAAACACUGUGGUGCAUGUAUUUUAAUCAGGUAGCGCCUGGAAGUUGAAGUUGUCAGUAAUAAAACCCCCAAGUCUUGAGCACUAGACUCCAAGAGAGAGUCAGAGAGAGAAUAGAAGGACGUUGUUGUGUGCUUCCAAGACAUUGAAGAUGGUGAAGGAGUAAAUAACCUUUCUUAGAAUACACACCAUGUGUUGGAUAGAUGUGUUUCCCUUGGCAGAAUCAAAGACUAGGAACACACACUUUUGUUUUGUGCAUGGAAGAAGAAGAAGACAAAGCCAAUGUGAACAAACACACAAGGAUUUGUCAAUAGAAACAAGGAAGUCAAAUUUCUCAAGCAUGGAUUUUAGCUUGUGUUUGAGCUCCCCAAUCAUUUCCACACUUGUACAUUUCCUUCUUGUUGCUUCUUUGCUUUGUCCUGUUUGUUCCUCACAAAUGGGAACCACCCUAGUUGCCAACAACACUCUUAAGCCGCAAGAAGAGGUUCACAAGAUGGACAUCAUAAGAACUCGUCUUCAACAGAUCAACAAGGCCGCCGUUAAGACAAUUCAGAGUCCUGAUGGUGAUGUAAUAGACUGUGUGGUGUCUCAUCAGCAACCAGCCUUUGAUCAUCCUAUGUUGAAGGGACACAAACCACUGGAUCCUCCAGAAAGGCCAAAAGGUCAUAACAAAAUGGACAUAUUGAGCGAGAAUUUUCAGUUAUGGACCAUGUCAGGAGAGUCUUGUCCAGAAGGUACAAUUCCAAUUAGAAGAACAACAGAACAAGAUAUGUUAAGGGCUAGUUCUGUUAGCAGAUUUGGAAGAAAAGUAAGAAGACGUGUUAGAAGGGACACCAACAGCAAUGGACAUGAGCAUGCAGUUGGGUAUGUGAGUGGUGCACAGUACUAUGGAGCAAAAGCCAGCAUAAACGUGUGGGCACCUCGAGUGGCAAAUCAAGAUGAAUUCAGUUUGUCCCAAAUGUGGGUCAUAUCUGGUUCAUUUGGGGAUGAUCUCAACACUAUUGAAGCUGGUUGGCAGGUCAGCCCGGAGCUCUAUGGGGACAGAUACCCCAGAUUCUUUACUUAUUGGACGAGUGAUGCAUAUCAAGCAACUGGGUGCUACAAUUUACUGUGCUCAGGAUUUGUUCAAACUAACAAUAGAAUUGCAAUUGGAGCUGCAAUCUCUCCAACUUCUUCUUAUGCGGGUGGACAAUUUGAUAUUAGCUUGCUUAUCUGGAAGGAUCCAAAGCAUGGGAAUUGGUGGCUUGAGUUUGGAUCAGGAAUCUUAGUUGGGUAUUGGCCAUCAUUUUUGUUCACUCACCUAAGGGAUCAUGCAAGCAUGGUGCAAUUUGGUGGAGAAGUUGUGAAUUCAAGGCAAUCAGGGUCUCACACUUCAACCCAAAUGGGUAGUGGACAUUUUGCAGGAGAAGGUUUUGGAAAAGCUUCAUAUUUUAGGAAUAUGCAAGUUGUGGAUUGGGAUAACAACUUGGUACCCUUGUCGAAUCUUAGGGUUCUUGCGGAUCACCCGAAUUGCUAUGACAUACAAGGAGGGAUUAAUAAUGUUUGGGGAAAUUACUUUUACUAUGGUGGACCUGGGAGAAACAUAAGAUGUCCCUAAGGGAAUAAAUUAUAUAGAAGGUUUUAUUUUCUUUUUUCUUUUUUUGGCAUUUUUGGGUUUGGGUGACAUUGGUUUUCCGUCUCAAGAAGCUUGGGUCAUGGGUCAUUAUUCUUAUAUUGAAUUUAAAUUUGUUUGUUGAUCAAGAUUUUUUAUUUUUAUUUUGACUAACUAGUCACCCAUUGAUUAUACCAUUACCACCUGGACUCUUGUGUAAAUCUUGAAAGAGAAAUAGUAAAUAUAUUACCCUUCGUGGUAUUCCUUUC
This is a messenger RNA of Cajanus cajan (pigeon pea), 1940 nucleotides long. Its product is annotated as carboxyl-terminal proteinase, putative (DUF239). Lineage: Eukaryota; Viridiplantae; Streptophyta; Magnoliopsida; Fabales; Fabaceae. The record is from RefSeq and is a predicted model, not a curated record.